AUGGCGCCCCGCGGUCGUGGAGGGAAGUUCUCCAAGCCCUCGCGAGGAGGAGGCAAAAAGUUCAGUCGGGACGUACAGCCUACCGAUAAGGACGGAAACCCAGUUGGCCUUUGGCGCGACCCCGACGACGAGAUCCCUUCAUCUAACGAGGAGGAGGAGGAGUCAUCAGAGGAGAGCUCGGAGGAAGAAAGCGACGAAGCCGCCACCGGAAAUGGCGACCAACCCACCGCUGCCGCAGCAGAGCAAACCCGUGAGGCUCGUCGCGCUGCUGCGAAGGCCAAGAAACAGGCUGCCCUGGCAAAGCGCAACAAGGGUCCCGCACAGCCGGGCGACCUUCCUCCCUCAGACUCCGAGGAAGACGAAGACCUGCCCGCAAACCCCAACCACACGGCCAAGUCCCGCUCCCAACUCGUGACGAACGAUGAUGAUUCAGAUGAGAAGCCCAAGAAGAAGGUCGUUAAGGAUCUGUCGCAGCUGUCGCGCCGUGAGCGUGAAGCGAUCGAGGCUCAGCAAGCGCGCGAGCGGUACCUGAAGCUGCACGCUGAGGGCAAGACUGAGGAAGCGAGGUCUGAUCUUGCUCGUUUGGCGAUCAUUCGGGAACAGCGUGAGGCGGAGCGCGAGAGGAAGUUGGCUGAAAAGGAAGAGAAGGAAGAGCAGGCCAAGCAGCGGGCUGCGGCUAUUAAGGAACGGGAGGAAAAGCUCCGUGCUGCGGCUGCUGGUAAGGUGAAGAAAAGUGGCGGCAAGAAGAAAUAA
This is a messenger RNA of Penicillium argentinense, 753 nucleotides long. RefSeq names its product PDGFA associated 1 family protein. Gene Ontology annotation, cellular component: cytosol. Gene Ontology annotation, molecular function: RNA binding. The record is from RefSeq and is a predicted model, not a curated record. Bases 1 to 753 code for a protein of 250 amino acids. Lineage: Eukaryota; Fungi; Ascomycota; Eurotiomycetes; Eurotiales; Aspergillaceae. The transcript is spliced from 3 exons.